AUGACUGCAGCAGUGAAAAAUGCCGAUGCUAUUGUUAGAGGUAAUCUUCGUUGUUGUCGACUACGUAGAUGGACUGGAUAUGAUGGAUUUGGCUUUAGUGUGAAAAGAGUAUCACCUCCACCACAUGUAAUCGAAUAUGUUGAGUCCAAUAGUCCAGCAGCUGCUAGUGGCCUCAAUGGAAACGAUGCGGUGCUUGCUGUUAAUGAUAAAGAUAUGACGCAUACUAGUUACGAUGAGCUAACAACUGCUUUAAAAAAAACACGAGAUAGUGAUAAUUAUGUGGACUUGCUGGUUAUUAAUGAGAAAAUUUAUCGAAGAUUACAAAAAAAGAAUCAAUUGAUUAACCCUAGACACGCAACGAUAAUUGAAACGCCACGUACAAUGCCCAUUGAUUAUAAAGACUUUAAAACACAAGAAUUAUUUACAUCAGAGUCGUCCAUUUCUGAUGAUGAUGAUGAUGAUGAUGAUGGAUCCGAAAUCGAUAUUGAUGCAUUCGUCUCUGUCAAUGCUGGCUAUGGCGAGGAUGACAUUUCUCAAUCAGAUGUAAUUGUUGUCUGCUCAUCGUCACAGUAUCUAUUUAAAAGCAUUUGCAAAGCUGGUGGUGAUUCUGUGUCAACUUCAUACAAUCAACAAAUCAGUGAAAACCCUGAUGCGCCCAUAAUCAUCGUUGCAACAGCUGGAGGAAUCGCAUCGAAGAAAAUUUACUUUCUUCCAUGGAAAGCCGAUUCCGACGAAUAUGUCCUCUGUAAAUCUAUAAAAAGAUUUGUUUCGCUUGCAUUAAAAAAGGCAAUCGAGCAAAACUAUCGACGUAUUGCGUUCCCAGCAAUUGGAUGUGGCCAAUUUGGUUGCUCAAUCAGUCUCGUUGCAGAUGCCAUGGUGGGAGAAGUUCAUCGUAAAUCCAGAAUACAUGACAUUUCCGUUACAUUCGUAAUACAGCCAGAUAGAAAAGAUAUCUAUGAUGAAUUUAAAAAGCAAAUUGAUUUAUUAGAGUCACCAUCACCAUCUAGUAAACUGCGAAUAAUAUGCGCAAAAUUUGGGGAAGGAGACAUUGAAGUUGAAAUGGGGGACAUAACAAAACAGAAGGUAUUUCAAAGAAGAUGA
Rotaria socialis is the source of this 1101-nucleotide messenger RNA. The record is from the annotation of a GenBank genome assembly. NCBI's taxonomy places the organism in Eukaryota, Metazoa, Rotifera, Eurotatoria, Philodinida, Philodinidae.